AUGUGGUUUGGUAAGCAGAAUGCCCCUCUCCCCACAGGUGUGAUUACUACCUAUGAGGGUUUAGAGAUUGAGGUAGUCAACUCAUACAAGUAUGUGGAAGUAUGGCUAGAAGCCCUCAUCCUCCACAUACAACACCCGAUCUGCCAGUCACCUUCUGUUAACAGCAUCCUGCCCAGGCAGACCAACUAUUACUGGAUAGGGAUCCGUAAGGUGGACGACGUGUGGACCUGGGUGGGGACCAAUAAGACCCUGACUAAAGAGGCAGAGAACUGGGCAGACGGGGAACCCAACAACGGGGGGAACAACGAGGACUGUGUGGAGAUGUACAUCAAGAGAGAGAAGGACACAGGGAAGUGGAACGAUGAGUCGUGCAUGAAGAAGAAGACGGCUCUGUGCUUCACAGCCUCGUGUCAGAGCGACUCAUGUUACCAUGGAGAGUGUGUGGAGACCAUCAACAGCCACCGCUGUAAAUGCUCUGAGGGCUUCUACGGAGAGCAGUGUGAACACGUUGUUGAAUGUAAGAUGGAGGAGGUCACUGUCCCUGCUAAUGCCAGUGUCCGUUGCUCUCACCCCAAUGGGAAUUUCUCCUUUGACUCGACGUGUCAGUAUUCCUGUGAAGAGGGGUACCAGCUGAGCAGCUCCGGGCCUGUGAGAUGCACAGCCUCAGAAUCAUGGUCAGAACAGCCUCCCACCUGUGAAUUGGUCUUAUGCAGUGAGCUGUACGAACCUGGGAAGGGUUCCAUGGCCUGCUCCCAUCCCCUGGGCUCCUUCAGCUACCUGUCCACCUGUACCUUUACCUGUGAGGAGGGCUAUGAGAGGCUGGCCUCCAGCUCUGCUACCCUGCAGUGUGGAGCCUCGGGACAGUGGAACGACUCACAGUCGCAGUGUAUUGCUGUAAGCUGCCCUACCCUCCAGCAGCCACAGGAUGGCGCUAUCAGCUGUGGAGAAGACUUCACCUAUGGAAGCAGCUGUAACUUUAACUGCUCUGAGGGUUAUCUCCUCAAGGGGGCGAUCACGCUGACCUGCACAUCAGCUGCUGAGUGGAGUGAGGAGAUACCACACUCUGUCCAGUGCCCCUCUCCUGUGGUUCCUCUGGGGGGUCAGGUUAGCUGUGAGGCCCCCUCACAUCCCUGGGGCUCUGUCUGCAACUUCAGCUGUGAUGAGGGUUACGAUCACCAGGGGGCCCCAAACAUGCAGUGUUCAUGCCACACCUGA
Molecule: messenger RNA, 1215 nt
Organism: Oncorhynchus masou masou (cherry salmon)
Lineage: Eukaryota; Metazoa; Chordata; Actinopteri; Salmoniformes; Salmonidae
Product: E-selectin-like
Exons: 7
Coding region: 1-1215 (404 amino acids)
Biological process (GO): cell adhesion
Cellular component (GO): membrane
Source: RefSeq, a predicted model, not a curated record